CGGGGGGGGUGAUGUCAUAGCGCCAGGGCUGACUGAGGCUGUGGAUUGUGGGAGAAUUCGGACAACAGCCAUUUUCGGGUAGCGACUGUCAUCCUUGGAAUUACACUUCUCAAACUGUGAGAGAACGUACCAGUCUCUCACUAUCUUUAAAACUAAUUCUGAGGAUGGAUAGAACGAUGCCGACUCACGGCAAAUAGUGUUCCUGUAUUUAAGAGCGCUGUUCCGGUUCAAGUUACGGAAGACGAGAACAUUGACUAGGCUAAUUCGUGGCAGGCUCGAAUUCAUUAGCCAGCCAGCCAUGCUAGCAUAAUUGGUUACAAUGUAUUGCUUGGAAUUUGCUCGCUUUUAGACGGCAGCGACGUUAUACAACGGGAAAGCCAGUGGUGUGUCGUGGGUUUAUUUUUAUAGUGCAGCAGACCGAGUAACGUGUCAUCAGGAUUUAACCGGCGGGCGGACUGGGGAGAGAGAAGCCUUGCGGUUCAGGAGCGUCGCCCACUCUUACAAAAAGGGAUUGAAGUGGAGCAUCACAACACUCCGUGGUGCUUUGUUUGAGCUCGAGGUUACCGGGGGCAGCGCACUUGUCUUGGGGGAAAUAGAACCGUUUCGAUUAAGGUAACGUGUGGAUUGAGAGUCAUUACGAGUGUGUGUGAACUCAGGUUAUGUCCACCAUGGUGUACCCACGCAGCGAGGAGGCCCUGGAGCGCCUGACCCAGGAUGAGAUCGUGCUCAACACAAAGACUGUGAUGCAGGGCCUGGAGACACUCAGAGGGGAGCAUGCCCAGCUCCUCACGUCCCUGCUGGACUGCACCCAGCCACCUGCUGCCCAGGAGAAGUCAGGCCUGCUGCGGAAGAGCCUGGAGGCCAUAGAAUUAGGCCUGGGAGAGGCACAGGUGAUCAUUGCCCUGUCGGGUCACCUGAGUGCUGUGGAGUCAGAGAAACAGAAGCUAAGAGCCCAGGUCAGACGACUGUGUCAGGAGAACCAGUGGUUAAGAGAUGAGCUAGCAGGAACACAGCACAAGCUGCAGCAUAGUGAGCAGAGUGUUGCCCAGCUGGAGGAAGAGAAGAAGCACCUGGAGUUCAUGAACAAGAUCAAGAAGUUUGACGACGACGUGUCACAGUCUGAGGAGAAGGCUGCAGGGGAGACGUCUAAAGACAGCCUGGACGACCUGUUCCCCAACGAUGACGACCAGGGACAGGCCCAGCCCAGCGGAGAGGUGGCGGCCCAGCAGGGUGGCUAUGAGAUCCCGGCCCGCCUGAGGACUCUCCACAACCUGGUGAUCCAGUACGCCUCCCAGGGGAGGUACGAGGUGGCCGUGCCCCUCUGCAAACAGGCCCUGGAGGACCUAGAGAAGACCUCCGGACACGACCACCCUGACGUGGCCACCAUGCUCAACAUCCUGGCCCUGGUCUACAGGGACCAGAACAAGUACAAAGAGGCAGCCCACCUGCUGAACGAUGCCCUGGCCAUCAGAGAGAAGACCCUGGGGAAGGACCACCCUGCGGUAGCCGCCACUCUCAACAACCUGGCUGUGCUCUACGGGAAGAGGGGCAAGUACAAGGAGGCUGAGCCCCUCUGUAAGAGAGCCCUGGAGAUUAGAGAGAAGGUCUUGGGGAAGUACCACCCUGACGUGGCCAAGCAGCUGAACAACCUGGCCCUGCUGUGUCAGAACCAGGGAAAGUACGAGGAGGUGGAGUAUUACUACAGACAAGCCCUGGAGAUCUACCAGUCCAAACUGGGGGCUGACGACCCCAACGUAGCCAAGACCAAAAACAACCUGGCUACAUGCUACCUCAAACAGGGGAAGUUCAAGGAUGCUGAGUCCCUGUACAAAGAGAUCCUAACCAGAGCACAUGAGAAGGAGUUUGGAUCAGUCAACAAUGACAACAAGCCGAUCUGGAUGCAUGCGGAGGAGAGAGAGGAGAGCAAGGGGAAGAGGAAGGAAGCUAGUCCCUGUGUAGAGUAUGGGAGCUGGUACAAGGCCUGCAAAGUUGACAGUCCUACUGUCAAUACCACCCUGAAGAGCCUGGGGGCGCUGUACCGCAGACAGGGUAAAUUACAGGCAGCUGAGACACUGGAGGAGUGUUCUACCAAGACACGCAAGCAGGGUAUAGAUGCCAUUAACCAGAGUAAGGUGGUGGAGCUCCUGAAGGAUGGAGCCCCAGGAGGGGGUGAGCGACGGCAGAGCCGGGAGGGUCUCAACGGGCCCCAGCGGGGGGACUGUGAGGGGGACGACGGAGCAGAGUGGAACGGGGAAGGUAACGGUUCAUUGCGUCGAAGCGGCUCCUUUGGGAAGAUCCGUGAAGCGCUGCGUAGGAGCAGUGAGAUGCUGGUGAAGAAACUACAGGGCAGUGGCCCCCAGGAGCCCCGCAACCCAGGGAUGAAGAGAGCCAGCUCCCUCAACUUCCUCAACAAGAGUGCAGAAGACCCCUCACAGGACGCCAACUCCGGCCUAUCAGAAUGCAGAGGACUGAGUGCCAGCAAUGUGGACUUGUCAAGACGCAGCUCCCUGAUUGGUUAAACAGAGACAGGAGGCGGGACCAGGAGGAGGAAGGUCCGAUGAUGGGACCAGGAGGAGGAAAGCCCUAAGCGAUCAAAACACUUCCGAUCCAACACUCAUAUUCAAGACAUAUUUUCUAAAGAAACAAAAAAACCUGACUUGACGCUUUUAGUGACUCAGACGUCUCUGUGUCUGCUUUACUAUAUACUUCGCUGGCAUCUAUCAAACAAGUAGAGAAAAUCCUAUUUAAACGGCAUGCUGCUUACUAGAAGGUGGAAUUUUUGCUCUAGACACUCAUCAUGGUGAGUCUGAGGCAUAGCAUCGUGACAGAAUCAUAUUGUUAUCGCCAUGUGACGAAUUUCUAUUUCUACACUCUCAUGCAGACACUCAACCUUAGAAAUCAGAAUAGAACUAGCCUACCUAUCUUAGAGAAGUGUAACCGACGUCAGUGUGCCGCUAACGGUUUAGCUUCCUCCACCGUCCCUGUCGCCAUCUCUGGCUCGAACCAGUGAUCCUCUGUUUUGCAACACACGUGACCGCCUUCCAUGACAACGUGGGAACACGAGUGAGCUAUACAAAAGGCACCAAUCGGUUAGCUCCAUCGGCAACAUUUCAAGCUACCUGCGGAGCAUUACGGUACAUUCCUAACUCUGUUACAGAAGCAUCACACUCUGCUCACUAGUGGCAUGAUUACUGAAUGCUAACAACCCAUUCAAUGGAAGUCACAGUGAAGAAAGCCAUAUAAAUCAUAUAAGUUUUUAAGACGAGGUAUGAACUACAGCUGUUAGAAACUUCAGCGAUGUAAAAGACAGAUGGUACACAAUCUUUUUGGGAUGUCAAAUAAAUCAUUGUAUUUAAACAUCAUCUGGGAGAAAAAAAAGCAGCGCUGACCAGUUUAACCUCUCCUUUUUGCUGUCUGAAUGGUUAUGUAUAUACAGGUUUAAGUUAUUUUCUAUUUCUUUCUUUGUAUAUAGCGCACAGACAGGUUCUUGUUUAAACUGGUUAGAGGUUAGGAGAACCUCUGAUUUGGAGACAGACGCUGGCAGAGGACAGUCAGAAAAGAGUGAAGAGAGAAACGGGGAGAAUAUUGGCACUUAAUGGGUGUCCUAACUUAGUCUCCCACUGAUAUGAAGUGAAAUUUUGACAAAAUGGAGGUUAGAAUUUCCCCCUGAAUCUAUAGCCUGAUCUGGUCAGAUAUGUUUGCUCUAAUCAACUACUGUUCCGUUUGUUGCCUUGUCAGACAACUAUGAACAUGACAGAUAAGAGUUGGCUAAAGGUCAAACAUAUCAGAGACCAGGUUCCAGAAGAAAACGGACUGAAACAGGGAGGAACUACCUGGAUUUUUACAAUAAGAAACUCUCAUUUUCAUUUUCUGUUGCAAAAAGGUUUUGUACGGUGUGCACUAAUGAAUGGCGAGACCAAGUUAUCUUAGUUCAUCUCAGACUUGGGGAAUAUACUGGAAAUGCUGACGUGACAAGCAGUACCAGUGUAUCUCAGUCCGUGUGCAGCCUGUUAGCAAAGCGUGGUACAAAUGCCUGUUUAACUCCACCACUGAAGUCCCAUUUCUCUUACGUGAUCCGGUGGUGUUGGUACUGAAAAACACAUUAUUAGCCUGACUGAUGCUGUGGAGGUGAACGUGUUCCUAUGUUGAGCGUUGGUUUUAGCAAAUGCAUGGUCACAUGUCUACCACAGCACAACGUUUCUCCCCCAGCCAAAUAUUAUUAGAUCUCUACAUAGUUGUAAUGCCCUCGUAUUAGUUAAGAUGAUACAAUCCAGUGUUUCUGUAAGAGGGAAGCAUUAGGCAUCCCGUAGGUACCGUAUCAUAGAUAUCUGUCCUUGGUUGGCCUUUACUGAAUAAUGAGAGCAUGAUAUGUCCUUAUCUUUUUAUAUACAACAGUGAUCCUUUAUUAUAACUUGAUGUUGUUUUGAAAGAAUCUGAUUGGUUUACAGAAAACGUAUCUCUGAUCUAACCAAUGACAGUCCUUCCUUCACCAAAUGUUCUCAUCAUUUAUGUCUUAUUCUUGUCUGUGACUGACUCCAACCUCGAUUGACGAUGUGCGGGGUAUUGUUGUUGAACUCUGAAUGAUGAUUUGAAUGUUGGGUUUUACUUUGAUGAGGGGCAGGGAGGGAAGAGGUUGACUGUGUACUGUGUUGUGUUGGCUAUUUUAAGUGUCUGGUUUGUGAGUUAGGAGUCCCAAGACUGAUACCAAGAGUCUUGGCCAACAGAAUGUAUAUUAGUAUAUUAGUAUAUGUCCUAAUGAGUUUCACCUCCUGAUUGUUGCUCAGUGCAAUGUAAAGUGGGAAUAGGAUGGAUUUUUAGAUUUUUACUGGGGAAACAGAUGGAACGAAAGCUUAAGUAUGUGACAAAUACAGGCUAGAAGGGCUGAGGAGGAGAACACUGAUGAUGAAUGAUAACGGGGGAAAUAGAAAUAUGAAGUGCUGUUCGGUGAGAAAAGCGAAAGAUUCAGUGAUUGAAAUGGAAAGUGGAACAUUUCGAGGGCGGAAUAUGGAAAAGUGCUUUAAGUAUCAUUGCAGCAAAUAAUGUACAGAAUUGUCAAUCUCUGUCACACUCAACAUGUGCAAGCACCCAUGUUGUCUAGCUAUGUAAAAGUCUGUUGAAACACUGGACUGUAGUCUGUAGAUGCUGUAUUUACACACCAACAAAUGUUUCAAAGAACACACCUAGACAGUGCUCCUACAAAUGUAUACCACAUGUUCAUGUAGAAGUAAGAACACCCUCCUCACCAUCUGUGAAUCAGUGUGUCACUAUGGAAACUAGAAUGUAGCCGUGGGGGGGGGGGUCUCAUUGUUAGUGGCCAACAACAUUGUGUAUGUUUUAUUAAAGGUUCAAUAAAGGAAAAACUCCACUUUUCAAGCUGA
Messenger RNA from Oncorhynchus keta (chum salmon), 5378 nucleotides. Its product is annotated as kinesin light chain 2-like. The record is from RefSeq and is a predicted model, not a curated record. The transcript has 16 exons. Lineage: Eukaryota; Metazoa; Chordata; Actinopteri; Salmoniformes; Salmonidae. Gene Ontology annotation, molecular function: kinesin binding. Gene Ontology annotation, cellular component: cytoplasm; membrane-bounded organelle; kinesin complex. Gene Ontology annotation, biological process: microtubule-based movement. Bases 660 to 2519 code for a protein of 619 amino acids.